Molecule: messenger RNA, 645 nt
Organism: Paracoccidioides brasiliensis Pb18
Exons: 1
Coding region: 1-645 (214 amino acids)
Biological process (GO): DNA damage response; replication fork processing
Cellular component (GO): nucleus
Source: RefSeq, a predicted model, not a curated record
AUGCGCCUUCUCAAUUUCUAUCAACUCUGGCUAGAUAAUCUGUACCCGCGUGCGAAAUUUGCAGAUGGACUCGCCAUAAUUGAGAAACUGGGCCACUCGAAACGGAUCCAGAUAAUGCGAAAAGAGUGGAUUAAUGAAGGGAAACCGAAAUCCCACGCUAAUGAAAGGGAUAUAGACGAAGAGAUAGGAAACCACGCGAGUCAGCCGCCAGCUGCGAACGAUGUGACCAUGACUAACUACGAGGAUGCGCGGAACGGAAGAAACAGUGAAUUAUUUCCCACGAACACAAAUACAAAUGCCACACGGCAAGAUGACCAAGAUCAUUGCAAGGGCGAUGAUAUGCUGGACAAUCAAGUAUCAUCCAUAUUAGGCACAGGAACAAAAAUUCCAGGUCACAUGUUUAGCAAUUUUGGAAAGGAGGGAAGCUUAUUUGUUGGAGGUGAUCGAGAUAACGAAGUCGAUAAACCAACACCAAAUGUUGAAAAUGGGCCUGAAUAUGACGAACUAGAGGCUCUCUUAGCUGAGACUGAGGGUGGUGGCAUGCCUGCUGCAGAUCCAAAAUCAAGUUCGGGUUCAGGUUCGGGUUCAGGUCCGCCACAAGGGGCUUUUGAUGAUUUAGAUGCGAUGGACAAUUAUGACUUUUAA